This is a messenger RNA of Paramuricea clavata, 1851 nucleotides long. Lineage: Eukaryota; Metazoa; Cnidaria; Anthozoa; Malacalcyonacea; Plexauridae. The record is from the annotation of a GenBank genome assembly.
AUGUUGUAUAGAGAAGUCGUUAAGUCUGGUUUCUUCGAGUUUCAAGCAGCUCGAGAUCGUUAUCGGGAAAUGUCGACGGAAGGAAUGCAUCGCGAUCUUGUUUUUAGGUUUAUAGAAGUUCAAGUGUUGUUGUUAGCACCGAUAUGUCCACAUAUUUGUGAGCAUAUCUGGAAACUGAUAGGUCAUGUAAGUAUUUCAAAGAGUAUGAGUACGGUGGGUAUUAGCCAUUUCCCAAAGUCCUGGGUCUAGUCGCGCGAAUCCCUUGUUGGAGGGACAAGAAAUAUGGCAGCACACAUUUAAAUUAAAAGUUUAAUCUAAAAAGGAGAUAUUUCAUUUUUGGUCGUGUCAAAAAGUUGAUAUUUGAUAGUAGAUACUUCUUGACGCCUGUUUCCAUAUAUUUUGUGGUGAUCGCUAGAUAGUAUACUUCAAAAUAAGGUUUCCGUUUUUAUAACGUAGAAAAAACUACUAAUACUAACCCUCGCCCUAACCCCUAACCUAAACCCUAACCUAACCCUAAUUUAUUUUAAUUAUUUUAAAAAUUGAUAUAAAAACGGAAACCUUAUUUUGAAGUAUACUAUCUAGCAAUUGCCUAUAUUUUGUCCCUCCAAACGAUCCCAGAAUGCACUGUGAUCUCUUUUGGGAAAAGGCUAAUACUGUAGCUUUGCUCAAAGUGAUUCUUCAAAUAUGAUCAAGACUUGAGAGAUGUACAGAGUACGAAAAGGCAGAAAUUUGAUUACACAUGGUAUAGUUGGCCAAUCCAUGAGGGUUCGUAGCGGUGUAGGUCUUUAUCGUCUUUGAAAAGUCUUUGUGCAAGUAGGCAGAAAAAAUCUUCGAUAUGCCUUUGAAUAUUUCUUGGUCUUGGAGACUUGGAGACUACACGCGUAAAAAUCUCACAUCUUGUUGACAAAAUGUAUUGGCAGUCUGCUUGUCCCCAGUUCUUGACAAGUCUGGAACAAGUUGUUAUCAUCUUGAUGAGGCCAGCCCAUUGGCAACAGGAUGUUUCAGCAAGUCUGAUAUCGUCUGCACGUAACAAGUUGUGAACAAGUUGCUGACAACAAGCUUGUAGCAACUUGUUACAAACAGCCUGUAUUAUUUGAACAACAUGUAGCAAGUCUGUCACCGUCAUCGACCUUAGCACAGACCAAUAGCACAGCUGUAAUACGGCAAUAAAUAUCACUCCGUUUUUUUAAAGUGCCUAUAUCACUUGUGGGACCUUUAUGGAUUUGAACAGAGCGUAAAAAGUUAGUUAAUAAGUUCAAAAGAUUUUUUCAUUUAAUGCAAAGAGUGCAAUAUUAGUGUUUAGAGGCCUGUAGAAGAUACAGGCCUCUAAACUACAUACAGUUCCUGAGUCCCAGGCUUCUAUGCACAAUGGACCGUUUGGAAAAAGGCGAAAUUCAAUAGCCGUGUUUAGAGCCCAGUAGGCUGGGACGCAGGAACAGUCCGUUGUUUAAAGGCCUAUAUCCUCAUAACUAUUGCACACUAAAUAAAAAAAUUCUUUUGAACUUAUUAACUAACUUUUUACGCUCUUUUCAAAUCCAUAAAGGCCCCACAAUUGAUAUAGGCACUUUAAGUCUGUGGCUAAUAAAGUUUCAGUCAUUCAAUCAACCAUACAAGUUUCAAAAUACAAGUUUUAAUAUAUUAAUUAGCAUAUGAAUAGGAAGCGAAAUGACAUUUCUAUCUUUAUGAGCCUAUAUGUCCUAUUUUUUUCAGGAGAAAAGUAUAAUGUAUGCAUCAUGGCCUCAACAUGAAGGUAUUGAUGAAUCGUAUUUAAAAGCUUCAUCAUAUAUCGCUGACUCAGCACAUGAAUUCCGCUUGAGAAUCAAAUCCAUGAUGACAGCAAAAGGAAAAAAG